AUGGCGGAGCCGGGGCUGGAGCCGGAGCGGGGCCGGGAGCCGGUGACGGCCGAGGCGGUGCUGAGGGAGCUGCGGCUCUUCGAGCUGCGCUGCCAGGGCGAGGAAGUGCCCGACAAGCUGGUGGAGCUGUGCCUGAGCCACGGGCUGGGCCCGGUGGCCUUGGCCAACGAGCUGCUGGCCUUCAUCACCAGCAAGGACCUCGAGCCCCAGCUCACCCCGGAGGGCCUGGACGCCUUCGAGCACGAGGUGCUGGCCAAGCGCGGCCGCCGCGGCCGGGACGAGCGCCGGGGGCUCCUCCACGACAUCCACUCGCUGCAGGAGCUCCUCACCGAGGAGCAGGAGGACGAGCUGCUGGACGCCUACACCACCCCAUCCAAGGGCUCCCAGAAACGCAGCAAUUCCACACCGGAGACGCCCCGGCCCAAGCGGGCGCUGUCGUCCCGCAGCCCCUACGGGCUCUUCUCCCCCGGCAGCUUCUCCCCGAGCGUCACCCCCUCCCAGAAAUACUCGUCCCGUGGGGGCCGGGGCGAGGUCGUGGCCUCGUUUGGCUCCGUCCAGGGCCUGGCCUGGCGCGGCCACGGCGGCUGCACCGUCAAACUCUUCGGGGGCCCCGAGCAGAACCUCACCAAACCCUACAAAUUCAUGUUCCAGAAGGCGCUGGACGUCCGGGAAGCGCUGGCCGGGCGGGUGGAGGAGCUCGGGGAGGUUCUGAGGAGGCACCACGGCCUGGACGGCUUCAGCUCGACCGCGCUGCCCGCUCAGGAGCCGGUGACGGUGCUGGGGCAGAUCAGCUGUGACGGGAACGGGAAGCUCAACGCCCGCUCCGUGCUGCUGGUGGGGGACAGGGAGCACUCGGGGGGCGCCCAGAUCCCGCUGGACCUCUCGGAGCUGCCGGAAUAUUCCCUGUUCCCAGGACAGGUGGUGGCUCUGGAAGGCACCAACAGCACGGGCAGGAGGAUGGUGGUGACCAAACUCUACGAGGGGGUCCCGCUGCCCUUCCACACCCCCACGGAGCCCAUGGCAGGGCAGAGGAUGGUGCUGGUGGCCUGUGGCCCCUUCACGCCCUCGGACGGCGUCGCCUUCGAGCCCCUCAGUGACCUCCUGGACGUGGUGGCCCGCGACCGCCCCGACGUUUGCAUCCUGCUUGGGCCGUUCCUGGACGCCAAACACGAGCAGGUGGAGAGCUGCCAACUCCUGAGCUCCUUCUCCGACAUUUUCCAGCUCUGCCUCAGGACCAUCAUCGAGGGCACCAGGAGUUCUGGCUGCCAGCUGGUCCUGGUGCCCUCGCUCCGCGACGUCUCCCACGAUUUCGUGUAUCCGCAGCCUCCCUUCCCCUGCCCGGACCUGCCCAAGGAGGACAGAGCGCGCGUGCUCCUGGUGUCCGAGCCCUGCACCCUGGACAUCGACGGCGUCGUCUUCGGCCUCACCUCCACCGACCUCCUCUUCCACAUGGGGGCUGAGGAGAUCAGCAGCUCCUCGGGGAUCUCCGAUCGCUUCACGCGGAUCCUGCGGCACAUCCUGACCCAGCGCUGUUUUUACCCGCUGUUCCCGCCCUCGGAGGAGCUGAACGUUCACCUGGAGGCGCUGCCGGCGCUGCCGGUGACCCCGGACGUGCUGGUGACGCCCUCGGAGCUGCGCUUCUUCCUCAAGGACGUCCUGGGCUGUGUCUGCAUCAAUCCCGGGCGUCUGACCAAGGGCCGGGCCGGGGGCACCUACGGGCGGCUGCUGCUGCGGAGAGAGCGGCACCGGGAGAACCCCGGGGAGAAUAAUUCCAGGGACAAUCCUGGGGAGAAUAAUUCCGGGGAGAAUCCAGAGGAGAAUCCUGGGAACAGCGCCGGGAACAAUCCCAGGGAUAAUUCCGGGGCCGUUCCCGGGGCUGAGCCCCGGAGCAGCCCCUGCGUGGCCGCCCAGGUGGUGAGGAUCUGAGCUGGCUCCGGGCAGGAGCGGGAACUGGGGAGAAACUCCUGGAAUUGGGGAGAAAACUCCUGGAAUU
Messenger RNA from Pseudopodoces humilis (Tibetan ground-tit), 1993 nucleotides. The record is from RefSeq and is a predicted model, not a curated record. Lineage: Eukaryota; Metazoa; Chordata; Aves; Passeriformes; Paridae.